AUGGUUCUGGAUGGGGCGGAGAUGGCAGAUGGCAGUGGUGCCCGGUCACCCGCGAAGUGGCAACCUGGGGACGGUGCAGGUCAGACCCCAGUUAUCAAGAAUGGCCACCCAGCCCUGGAGUCUAUGGCCUCAUGGAAGCUACUUGUCGACGUGGACAUGGACCUCGGCGCCCUGACCGGAAACAAAGACAAGAAGAUUUCCCCCUGGGAGCCGAAGUUUGUGCGUCUGACCGAUAUUGGCGUCGUUUUGGCUAUUAUUUUCCUCUCGGCACAGUACCGCCGUGACUACCUCUCUUGGGACUUCGACGCAAAAGGAAACAUCCGGUCCAGCCGCACCGGCGCCUAUCGCCUGGUAUCACGGAUUGCCCACUUCCUCGUGGUGAAGGGCUCCUACAUUCUUUGCGGCGAUGACUGGCAGCACGCCGGCUGGCUCCUGGCGGAUAUACCCCGCGGAGGAGAACAGAUCUUCGGUAUCGGUCAGGUCCUCGCGCCCGCCCAGACCGCCAAAGCGACAGCACUGGAGUUUUUCUGUGUCGGUCAAAACGGCGUCUGGAACUGCGACCCGCCUAACACAAUCUGGACCUACGCCCGACAGAUCACCGGCAUCGCGAUCAGAGGAUCGAUGAACUGGGACUGGCGACAGCUGGUGCUGCGCAAGGACGCCGCCGGUACUUACGAAUGGGCUUCUCAGAGAGGAUUUUAG
This is a messenger RNA of Penicillium alfredii, 702 nucleotides long. RefSeq lists its product as uncharacterized. The coding region runs from base 1 to 702 and encodes 233 amino acids. The transcript has 2 exons. The record is from RefSeq and is a predicted model, not a curated record. Lineage: Eukaryota; Fungi; Ascomycota; Eurotiomycetes; Eurotiales; Aspergillaceae.